Messenger RNA from Lacerta agilis (Sand lizard), 1082 nucleotides. Its product is annotated as receptor-transporting protein 2-like. Gene Ontology annotation, biological process: detection of chemical stimulus involved in sensory perception of bitter taste; protein targeting to membrane; protein insertion into membrane. Gene Ontology annotation, molecular function: olfactory receptor binding. The transcript has 2 exons. Bases 240 to 1070 code for a protein of 276 amino acids. The record is from RefSeq and is a predicted model, not a curated record. NCBI's taxonomy places the organism in Eukaryota, Metazoa, Chordata, Lepidosauria, Squamata, Lacertidae.
GGAAACUACAGAAAGAGUUGUCCCAAAGUCCUCACAGUUGACUUUGAACCUCUUGUGUUGUUAACUCUUGGCUGAGUUUUGCUUCUGCAAACGUACGGACCGGUCAGCUUGUGAGAGUGAGGAAAGGCAAAGCAGGGAAUCAGAAACGGCACCCGCCUUCUCACUGCAUCCCAUUCUGGCAUCUGCAAAAAGGACACAAUCACCUUUUGUCAUUAAGCAACACCGAUCGGAAAAGAAACAUGAAUAGGCUCACGAUGGAUUUUUGGAGACGGGUUUUUAAGAAGCAGAUGAAUGAGGUGAAGCCAAAUGAUAUAUGGAGGCUGACAAUGGAUCACAGGAUUGAAUUCCGCAGCGUGGAACCUGGGUGGAUGGAAACAUUUCAGGAGCAUGCUCAUGGAAGAUUUAUCUGUUCCGAAUGCUCCCACAGCUGGUCCUCGCACCAAGUUCUUAUCUUGUUCCACAUGCAAUGGGAGAGUUCUGAGAGGCGAGGACACGUCAAGAUGAAGCCUUUUGGUCAACGGUGCCACGAAUGCUCUCUGGACACGUACGAAAGGCCACAGUUCUCCGAGGGCGACGUUGAUGACAUCUUGAAAGACUUGAUCCUUGACAUCAGGGAGAAUUGCUAUGGGGAGCAGGUUGACCGCAGCCAGCUCUCCAAGGUGGUCUGUCAUGAGGGUGGUCCGCAUAUGCGUGAGUUUUGUGAAGGGUGCCAGCUGGGAAUCCACAAAGGGCAACACGGGCGGUCAAAGCAAGCAGAGCACCAUUGGAGACCCCAAAGCACAGGGUAUCCGCCGGCCAUUAUACAGAUAGAAACACCAAGCCCAUCAUUCCCCAGGCCCUCGAUCCCAUCAUUCACAUGGUCCCUUGCCCCAUCAAUCACAGGGUCCUCAGCCCCAUCAAUCACAGGGUCCUCAGCCCCAUCAAUCACAGGGUCCUCAGCCCCAUCAUUCACAGGGUCCUCAGUCGCAACACAGAGUUGCAAUUACUUUAUUUGGUUUAUAAUUCUAAUUAUAGCAGUAUUUAUAAUUUCAAUUAUAAUUUUCAUUGUCUAUAUGAUUAACAUUGCCUAACUGGUUCUGGUG